AUGCCUACUCCAAAGUCCGACCAUGAUCCUUCUCAGGAAGUCCCCCCUCCCGAGUCAUUCGCUAUAGCCAGUUCCGCCGGAGUGGAGAAAAUGGAGAUCCUUCAGGAAGGCCUGUCUAGAGAUAUCCGUGCUUUGUUCUUCGUCGACCUCUUCCUCGUCGCAUACGUCUACGGCCUGGAUGGCCUCGUACGGAGCACAUACCAGCCGUACGCUACCGCUUCUUACCAGACCCACAGUCUCCUUGUGACCGUCGAUAUACUACGGGCUAUUGUUGCAGCAGCAAUUCAGCCCACCGCAGCCAAGAUCGCAGAUGUCAUUGGGAGACCCGAAUUGAUUGUUGUGUCAAUCUUCUUCUAUACCAUUGGCACUGUGGUCGAGGCUUGUUCCAAAACAGUAGAACAGUUUGCUGCAGGUGCGGUGCUGUAUCAGGUCGGCUUCACACUUAUCGUACUGCUUGUCGAAAUACUUGUGGCGGAUCUCUCAUCCCUGCGAAGCCGUUUGCUGUGCUCCUAUAUACCUGCGAUUCCUUUCAUUAUCAACACAUGGGUCGGUGGAGAUGUUGCUGCAGCUGCUCUGCGUGCGACAAGUUGGCGGUGGGGUGUUGGCAUGUUUGGAAUUUUCUACCCAGCCUGCAAUAUUCCCCUACUGUCUACGCUAUUCAUCUCUCACUACGUAAUGAAACGGAAUGGAGACUACAACGGGGCUCAGAGAAUCCAUGGCGCCUGGCGCGCGACAAAGGGAUUAUUCUGGUACAUGGAUGUGAUUAGUAUGAUACUGCUGAUUGCAUGUCUCUCCCUCAUAUCAGUUCCCUUCACCAUUGCAGACAGCUUCAGCGGGCGUUGGAAACAGGCCAAAAUGAUUACACCUCCAGUAUUUGGGAUACUAUGUCUACCAGUCUUCAUUUACUGGGAGCGAAGAUGCGCGCACCCCUUAGUGCCAUUCAAAUUACUAAGGGACCGAGCUGUCUGGGGAGCAUUGGGAAUUGCAGUGAUGCUUAAUACAGGUAUGGCAAGUUAUCUGUAUACUGUGCUUGUUGUUGGCUUCGGUGAGAGCAUCAGCAGUGCGACGAGGAUACACUCGCUCUACAGCUUUGCCUCUGUCAUCACUGGCUUCUUACUAGGCUUCGUUGUAUACCGAGUCCGACGCCUCAAGCCGUUCAUCGUUGCAGGUACCUUCUUGUUCAUGGUUUCAUUCGGCCUGUUGAUUCACUAUCGCGGGGGACAUGCUUCAUCAAGCCACUCGGGCAUCGUAGGGGGACAAGUGCUUCUAGGCAUAGACCUCGCGGUCGUGACCGCACUCUUCAUGACCUGCUACAACAUCGGCAGCGCCCUCGGUGGCACCAUCUCCGGGGCAAUCUGGACGCAAGUUCUACCCAAGCAGCUGGAAACCCGGUUGAGCAACGCCACCCUGGCAGCCGAGGUAUAUGCAGAUCCGUUCGCGCUCAGCCUGCAGCACCCCAUGGGAACACCCGCCCGGGAUGCAGUCGUCGAUGCCUACAGGGACGCGCAGAAGCUGCUGUGUAUCACCGGCAUAUGUCUCACCGUGCCGCUGAUCGCGUUCGCUCUCUGCACCCGGAACACGAGGCUCAUCAGGGAGCAGAGUCUGGUCAAUGCUGAGGAGGAUUUGGAGUAG
Messenger RNA from Aspergillus aculeatus ATCC 16872, 1632 nucleotides. It is a transcript of the gene sit1, whose product is annotated as putative siderochrome-iron transporter Sit1. The transcript has 10 exons. The record is from RefSeq and is a predicted model, not a curated record. Gene Ontology annotation, molecular function: siderophore-iron transmembrane transporter activity. NCBI's taxonomy places the organism in Eukaryota, Fungi, Ascomycota, Eurotiomycetes, Eurotiales, Aspergillaceae. Gene Ontology annotation, biological process: transmembrane transport; intracellular iron ion homeostasis. Gene Ontology annotation, cellular component: vacuolar membrane; endosome. The coding region runs from base 1 to 1632 and encodes 543 amino acids.